Messenger RNA from Cyphellophora europaea CBS 101466, 1665 nucleotides. RefSeq lists its product as uncharacterized. NCBI's taxonomy places the organism in Eukaryota, Fungi, Ascomycota, Eurotiomycetes, Chaetothyriales, Cyphellophoraceae. The record is from RefSeq and is a predicted model, not a curated record. The coding region runs from base 1 to 1665 and encodes 554 amino acids. The transcript has a single exon.
AUGGUUCAUAAAAACCCCGGUGAAGGGCUUACCAAGACCAAAUACUCCGAUCCUCGCGUUGUUCGUGAACUUGGCUUCAAUGUGAUGGUCAAAAACGAUGGCCGACCACCUCAUACAGCCAUCACGUGGGAUUCCUUCGACCCAGACGUUUUCCCCGAAGGAAGCGAAGGCAGGGCCUGGGUCGAGCUUCGAGCUGCCGAAAUCGACCGUGAGAUCGAAGCCAUGCACGCAGCGGGGAUGAAAGCCAUGUACUGGUCCGACGUUUUCGUCUUGCCAAGAACUCUUGCCGAUAAGUACUGGCCAGCCAUUACUGAUCAAAAGGGUUAUUGGUCUUUCGAUUCUGAUCUGAUGAUAAACCUGACCAAGUACAUGCUUGAUGCAGUUUUUGUGCGCUUCCCCGAUCUGGAUGGCCUUGUAAUCCGAACCGGCGAAAUAUACACCCACGAUGUUCCUUUCCACCAAGGCAGCAGCCCCAUCACAGAUGGUCCGGACAGCCAUAUCCAUUUGCUAAAGAUUUUGGAUGAAAUUGUGGUACGGAAGCACAAUAAGCUGGUCUUCUACCGGACAUGGAGCUUUGAUGGCUUUCAUACAGACCCCAGCUACUAUCUCACAGUGGCCGACGCAAUCGAGCCGCAUCCUAAUUUGGUCAUGGUCAUCAAGCAUACUAAAGGUGACUACUGGCGAACAUUGCCGUUCAACCCGACCUUGGGAAUUGGUCAGCACCCGUUUCUGGUAGAGAUUCAGUGCCAGCGCGAGUACGAAGGCAAAGGUGCGGUUCCGAACUACGUAAUGAAAGGUGUAAUCAAUGGUUUUGACGAGAAUAUGGAAGAUGCUGGUGCCAAAAGCCUGACGGAUCUGCUUGACCACGAUCUAUUCCAAGGAAUUUUCGCUUGGCCUCGAGGCGGUGGCUGGCGUGGUCCUUAUCCUGCUAACGAGUUCUGGAUCGAUAUGAAUGUCGAGGUCAUUGCCAAUUGGGCCACCGAUACAUCAAGAACUGAAGAAGAGCUUUUCCAUUCGUGGGUCCGCCACACGCUGGAACUGGACGAGGAAUCAGCACGUGCUCUGCGCGAAAUUGCUCUGCUUUCGACGAGGGGCACUCUACUUGGCCACUACUCACUUGUCCAUCAGGUCGGCAACCUGCCUUGGACUCGAGACUACUAUAUCGGAGGCGCAGAUUCCGCGCUCAAGGGAGACUUUGAGGCCAUCUUGUCGGAUGGAACUGUGGAGGAUGUGCUCGGCGAGAAGGCCCUCGCUGUCUACAUCUGGGAGAUGUUGCCAGGGCCAGCUCGGCAAAUUCGGACUCACGACAAAGACCUGCGGGACUUCAUUGACCUUAGCAUCGAGUAUGGCAUCCUGCUAUACACGAUCAUCUGGCGGUCAUGGAUUGCGCAACUAAAAGGCAUGGAGGGCGAUCAGACUGGACAAUACGAUGUUGAGUUGAUCAGUGAGGGUAUCAAUGGCUAUGAUUUGGCAAUGCAGAAAUACAACGACCUUUCUGGAUCACGCAACGCGACCGAGCAAGUCUCGUCGCUGUACGUCCCUUUUCAGUAUCGAUUCACCGCCCCGGAUCCUAUCAAAGGCGUGAAUAACUCUAUCAACAUGUGGCGGUGGAUUCUCGACGAAGCAGAGACGCAGUCAACGAUGCGAGACGACUUGAAGCGAUGA